Messenger RNA from Labrus bergylta (ballan wrasse), 1660 nucleotides. It is a transcript of the gene ddx49, whose product is annotated as DEAD (Asp-Glu-Ala-Asp) box polypeptide 49. Gene Ontology annotation, molecular function: ATP binding; nucleic acid binding; RNA helicase activity. Lineage: Eukaryota; Metazoa; Chordata; Actinopteri; Labriformes; Labridae. The record is from RefSeq and is a predicted model, not a curated record.
AGAAGAAGAGGAAGAGGAACAUCCCACGUGUCGUAAUCAUAACGCGACUGUUGAUGUGACACACGAGGAUGUGUUGCUUUGUGUUGAAAUAGUUUUUUUGUAGCGAUUAUUCGGUAAAAUAAUCACACACGGGCUGAGAAAUCAAUCCUUGGAGGGCGAGAAAAAGGAAAAAGCGACAUGGCUGACUUUUCUUCUCUCGGUCUGUCAGACUGGCUGGUUAAGCAGUGUAAGCAGCUGGGCAUCAACAAACCCACUCCUGUGCAGGAAAAUUGCAUGCCGGCUAUUCUACAAGGUCGGGACUGUAUGGGCUGUGCUAAGACUGGAAGUGGGAAGACGGCAGCGUUUGUGCUGCCAGUCCUGCAGAAACUGUCAGAAGACCCUUAUGGCAUCUUCUGCCUGGUGCUCACUCCUACCAGGGAGCUGGCCUAUCAGAUUGCAGAGCAAUUUCGAGUCCUGGGGAAGCCUCUCGGAGUGAGAGACUUGAUUAUCGUUGGAGGAAUGGACAUGGUGACUCAGGCCUUGGAGCUCUCCAACCAGCCGCAUGUGGUGGUAGCGACGCCUGGGCGGCUGGCUGAUCAUAUCCGCAGCUCCAACACCUUCAGCAUGAGAAAGAUCCAGUUUCUGAUUCUAGACGAGGCAGACCGCCUGUUGGAGCAAGGCUGCACCGACUUCACCAAAGAUCUGGAGACCAUCCUGGGGAUUUUGCCGGCUAAGCGGCAGACGCUUCUGUUCAGCGCCACACUCACAGACACCCUGCAGGAGCUGAAGGGCAUCGCCAUGAACAAGCCUCACUUCUGGGAGAGCAAGUCAGAGACAAAAACUGUGGAGGAGCUGGAUCAGAGGUUUAUCCUGACUCCAGAGAAGGUGAAGGACGCCUAUCUGGUCCACCUGAUCCAGAUGUUUACUGACAAGCACAACGACUGGUCCAUCAUCGUCUUCACCAACACCUGCAAGGACUGUCAGAUCCUCACCAUGAUGCUGCGUGAAUUUAACUUCCCAACCAUCUCCCUGCACUCCAUGAUGAAACAGAAACAACGAUUCGCAAACCUCGCCAAGUUCAAGGCCAGCGUCUACAAAAUCCUCAUCGCAACAGACGUGGCUUCACGAGGUUUGGAUAUUCCAACUGUCCAGGUUGUCAUCAACCACAACACGCCCGGCCUUCCCAAGAUCUACAUCCACAGAGUCGGCCGAACAGCCAGAGCAGGGAGGAACGGAGUGUCCAUCACACUGGUGACUCAGUACGACAUCCACCUGGUCCAAGCCAUCGAAGCACAGACUCAAACAAAGUUAAAGGAGUAUCCCGUGGUAGAGAAAGAAGUCCUGAAGAUCCUCACCCAGGUCAAUGUGACUCGACGAGAGUGUGAAAUAAAACUGGAGUCCACAGAUUUUGACGAGAAAAAGGAGAUCAACAAGAGGAAACAGCUGAUCUUGGAGGGAAAGGAUCCAGACCUGGAGGCCAAGAGGAAGGCUGAGCUGGAGAAGAUCAGGAGCAAGAAGAAGCUGUUCAAACAGAAAAUCCAAGAGAGCAUUCAAAAACAGAAGCAUGGACAGCUGAAGAAGAAACUAAUGAAGAGAAAACAGAUGAAAACUAAAAAGGCGGCAGAGGCAACAGCGUGAAAACUGCUCUGACUUAUGUAAAUAAAAGUUUUAUUACUGUACA